UUUAAGAACCUGAGUGAUGUGCUCUGUUCUUUUAGUCCUGGUUAACAUUCUAGCUGCGUUCUUAAACUGGAAUUAAGAAUUUCAUUGUGUGGUCUGUUCUCUGUAGUGAUGGAUUGUUCACUUACGAACGACUCUUUUCGGUGAGCGUCAAGAACCGAGUCGCAAGCGCAAUGCAACCAACCAUGGCGGAUGCAAUAUUGGAAGUUCAGUUUGUAUCCGAUACAGACAAGCGGCCUCUAGUCGAACUCAUUGAAGAACUUAGACGUUCCAACGCGUUGCUCCGGGCAGAGUCGGAUAUGUAUGAGCGCUAUAUUAGCCGCUUGGACCCCAGAGAAAUGGUUCCUCGGCUUUUAUCAGAUUCCCUCGCAACAGCCACAGGAUCACAGCUGGAGAUUGGAGGGGGCCAGGGGAGAACGUUGAAAACACAGACAAUGGCUGUGGAGCAGUUGCAGUGUCUGACAUUGAAGCAAAAAUGUGAUGUGGCACAGAGAGAGCUUGAUGAAAUGACAGAGGACCUGGACAAACUGAAGGAGAGCUCUGAGAGAGUACUCCAAAAACAUAAGGCAACUAUCGAGGAAGCAGAUAUUCGACUCGUGGAAGUCAAGAAAGCAAGUUAUGAGUUUGACCGUGAUGUCGCUAAGAUGUUGAAGGAGAAGAGAGGUGUCACGAUGGGAGCAGAGAAGAUCAUUCGUUAUAUUGAGGACAGAAUGAGAGCAAAAGACACAUUGAUUGAGAAGCUGCGGUUACAGAAUGCAGCUCUCCAUGUGCAGAAGAAGAAGUUGCAGUUAAAGCAACGACAGAAAGAGGAGAUGGGUGAAGCCCAGCACGAAGUGGAUUUCCAGCAGCUGAAGAUCGAGAACACCCAGUAUGUUGAAUGCAUUGAUGAAAGAAACCAGGACCUCCUGCGCCUAAAACUCCUGGCAGGAAAUACCCUGCAGGUUCUUAACCGCUACAAGAUGAAGCUCCAGAGCUUGACUUGUGAGUCAAAGCUGCUGAGUAGUGACAUAACCUCCCGUGAGGAGAUGCUGGUGAAGAUCGAGGAGGAGACACUGCAGGCAGAAGAGGAGCGUGCCAAGGCAGAGACUCUAAACCAGAAGCUGCAAAGCCAGCUGGCAGACGUCCGUGUUCCCAACGUUCUGCAAUACAUCUCAGUGAAAGCCUCCAGUGCCCAGCUCGAACAGAAUGUCCGGGCCUGGGAGCGAAAAGUUGAGAUUUCUGAGAUGGCUUUGAAGACACACACUAAAGCCUGGAACAAGCUGAAGGCAACUGCAAGAGUGGGACCAGUUCCCACUCAGCCGGCGAACACUCCCAUGCUUCCUAAUGACAUAUUUAAUCAAAACUAGCCCACAAGUCCUGGAUGCAUCAUUCUUUUUUUAAACGAUUAAAGAUAUAAAACCACAUUGUAGCAAAUGUGAUUAGUUGUUUGUAAAUUUGAAAUGCACUGUGUUUCUGAUGUGCCUGCCCUGCAUUUAAAUAAGCGUUACACACCCUAUUAGAAAUGACACAACUCACCUGUUGUU
Molecule: messenger RNA, 1520 nt
Organism: Esox lucius (northern pike)
Lineage: Eukaryota; Metazoa; Chordata; Actinopteri; Esociformes; Esocidae
Gene: cfap263
Product: coiled-coil domain containing 113
Exons: 9
Coding region: 171-1343 (390 amino acids)
Biological process (GO): cilium assembly
Cellular component (GO): axoneme; ciliary basal body
Source: RefSeq, a predicted model, not a curated record